Molecule: messenger RNA, 960 nt
Organism: Emericellopsis atlantica
Lineage: Eukaryota; Fungi; Ascomycota; Sordariomycetes; Hypocreales; Bionectriaceae
Product: glucosamine-6-phosphate deaminase
Exons: 5
Coding region: 1-960 (319 amino acids)
Biological process (GO): D-glucosamine catabolic process; carbohydrate metabolic process; N-acetylneuraminate catabolic process
Cellular component (GO): cytoplasm
Molecular function (GO): glucosamine-6-phosphate deaminase activity; identical protein binding
Source: RefSeq, a predicted model, not a curated record
AUGAGACUCAUUAUCAGACCGGACGACAAGUCCUCUUGUGCAUACGUGGCGGGCUAUAUCCUGGAUCGUAUUCGCACGUUCGAGCCUACCCUAGAAAAGCCGUUCGUACUUGGGCUCCCGACAGGAAGUAGCCCAACCGCAGUGUAUGAGAUCCUGGCCUCAGAAUACAAAGCCGGUCGCAUCUCGUUUGAGAAUGUCAUUACAUUUAACAUGGAUGAGUACAUUGGCAUUCCCCAAAAUCAUCCUCAAUCAUACCACAGCUUCAUGUUCAAACAUUUCUUCUCACAUGUGAAUAUCAAACCCGAGAAUUUGCACAUUCUCGACGGCAAUGCACCAAAUCUUGACGAGGAAUGUACACAGUACGAAGCCAAGAUCAAGGCAGCCGGCGGCAUCGAGCUCUUUUUGGGCGGCGUAGGCCCUGACGGACACAUCGCCUUCAAUGAGCCUGGGUCCAGUCUGGCAUCUCGUACAAGGGUCAAGACACUGGCUAUGGACACGAUUCGCGCCAAUGCGCGCUUUUUUGGCGGUGAUGUCUCUAAGGUGCCUCAGAUGGCGCUGACGGUGGGUGUGCAGACAGUUAUGGAGGCCAAGGAAGUUGUGAUUAUCGCCAACGGUGCCUCCAAGGCUGUGGCAUUGCAAAAGACUGUCGAGGGCGGCGUCAAUCACAUGUGGACCCUCUCCUGCCUUCAACUUCACCCCUAUUCCAUGAUUGUCGCAGACGAAGACGCUUCACUGGAGCUACAGGUCAAGACUGUCAAGUAUUUCAAGAGUAUCGAGAAAGUUGGCCUUGGACGGGGCUUUGAGCAGAAGCUUCCCUUGAAGCUCCGGACAUGGUCGCUCGCUAGCCCACCUCGGACUCCAGACCUCAAGUCAUCGGGUCCAACCGGGGCGGACGAUCAUGUCGUCGAGCUUACUCCUGACAGUAUGUCGUCGCGCAUAGGGCCAUGGCCCCAGACAUAG